AUGAAAAAGGUGCUGCCUUUAGCCAAGAAGGCACUGGUGAGACUUCUGGGACAAGGAGAGAUGGAUGUCAAUAUUUUCAUUACAUCGCGCCUCACUGAGAUAAAGAGAAUAACAGCCCCUAAUGAGCCUUUAAAGGAUGAUAACAUGAAGGAUGCUGCAGAGCUCCAAGCAGCUAUUUUUGGUCUUGGAGAAGUUGAAUGUUUGCUUCAAGAAGCGGCUGCUGGUCAGAGAGAAAUUGAUCAAUUUCUACCAUCCAAACCACCAUUGAACAAGAACACAUCUGAUGUGAGGAAUAAAGGAAAGUACGCAAAUUCAACAAAAACAUUACACCACUGUGAUCAAAUCAACAAGCCCAUCGAUUUCGAUGCAACAAAGAAAGUAGCUGAGGAUUUCUGCUGUGAAGAAAAGGGUUCUCUGCUAAAACCAGAGAAGGAUAUGAUGAUCUUACAUGGCUGUCAGUUCAAAAAUCUCUUACUACAAAGAGUUGCACAAAGAAAAAGUUCAGCUAGAGCAGGAGUCUUAUCCUCCAUUGCCAAGUUUGCUCGAAAGCCUUUGUACCUGGAUCUUCGUGUCCUUUACACCAUAGUUCCACGUUUUCUCUUGUUCUCCUCCAUAGCAUUACCAACUUCCCCAGAUCUUGACUCAAUCUUUUAG
Fraxinus pennsylvanica is the source of this 654-nucleotide messenger RNA. NCBI's taxonomy places the organism in Eukaryota, Viridiplantae, Streptophyta, Magnoliopsida, Lamiales, Oleaceae. The record is from the annotation of a GenBank genome assembly.